AUGGACCUGAGGGAUUUUUACCUGUUGGCUGCUCUGAUUGCCUGUUUAAGGCUGGAUUCCGCAAUAGCUCAAGAACUUAUUUACACUAUUAGAGAGGAAUUGCCUGAAAAUGUGCCCAUAGGAAACAUACCAAAGGAUCUGAACAUUUCUCACAUCAAUCCUGCCACAGGGACCAGCGCCAGCCUUGUCUACAGACUGGUUUCUAAAGCUGGGGAUGCCCCUUUGGUGAAAGUAUCCAGUAGCACUGGGGAAAUUUUCACAACCUCCAAUAGAAUAGACAGAGAAAAACUCUGUGCUGGAGCCUCUUAUGCUGAGGAGAAUGAGUGUUUCUUUGAACUUGAGGUGGUGAUCCUCCCCAAUGAUUUUUUCAGGCUGAUCAAAAUAAAAAUAAUUGUCAAGGAUACCAAUGAUAAUGCCCCCAUGUUUCCAUCUCCUGUCAUCAAUAUUUCCAUCCCAGAAAACACUUUGAUCAACAGCCGCUUUCCAAUUCCAUCAGCAACAGAUCCUGACACAGGCUUCAAUGGUGUACAGCAUUAUGAAUUGUUAAAUGGGCAGAGUGUUUUUGGACUGGAUAUCGUGGAAACUCCGGAAGGAGAAAAGUGGCCGCAAUUGAUUGUUCAGCAAAACUUGGACAGAGAACAGAAAGAUACCUAUGUGAUGAAAAUCAAAGUAGAGGAUGGAGGCACCCCACAAAAGUCCAGCACCGCCAUCCUGCAGGUCACAGUAAGUGAUGUAAAUGACAACAAACCAGUAUUUAAAGAGGGCCAGGUGGAGGUGCAUAUUCCAGAGAAUGCUCCUGUGGGCACCUCUGUAAUUCAGCUCCAUGCCACUGAUGCAGAUAUAGGCAGUAAUGCUGAAAUCCGGUACAUUUUUGGUGCCCAGGUCGCGCCUGCAACCAAAAGACUCUUUGCUUUAAAUAAUACUACUGGGCUGAUUACAGUUCAAAGGUCCUUAGACCGAGAGGAGACGGCCAUUCACAAAGUGACAGUACUGGCUAGUGAUGGCAGCUCUACUCCUGCUAGAGCAACGGUUACCAUCAAUGUCACUGAUGUAAAUGAUAACCCUCCGAACAUAGACCUCAGGUACAUUAUAAGUCCCAUCAAUGGCACCGUGUAUUUGUCUGAGAAAGAUCCUGUCAAUACAAAGAUUGCCCUCAUUACAGUUUCAGAUAAGGACACAGAUGUGAAUGGCAAAGUGAUCUGUUUUAUUGAAAGAGAGGUCCCAUUUCAUUUGAAGGCAGUAUAUGACAACCAAUAUUUGUUAGAGACCUCCUCUUUGUUGGACUAUGAGGGCACCAAAGAAUUCAGCUUUAAAAUCGUUGCCUCUGAUUCUGGGAAGCCCAGUUUAAAUCAAACUGCUCUGGUAAGGGUUAAGCUUGAGGACGAAAAUGACAACCCACCAAUUUUCAACCAGCCUGUAAUUGAGCUGUCAGUUUCUGAAAACAACAGACGUGGGUUAUACUUAACAACUAUUAGUGCCACAGAUGAAGACAGUGGGAAAAAUGCAGAUAUUGUUUAUCAGCUUGGGCCGAAUGCCUCCUUCUUUGAUCUGGACCGAAAGACAGGAGUUUUGACAGCCUCUAGAGUCUUUGACAGAGAAGAACAAGAACGAUUCAUUUUUACAGUAACUGCCAGGGACAAUGGGACCCCUCCCCUCCAAAGUCAAGCGGCUGUGAUAGUUACCGUUCUGGAUGAGAAUGACAAUAGCCCCAAGUUUACUCAUAACCAUUUUCAAUUUUUUGUGUCUGAGAAUCUGCCAAAGUAUAGUACUGUGGGGGUAAUCACAGUGACAGAUGCAGAUGCUGGAGAGAAUAAAGCUGUGACUCUUUCCAUUCUAAAUGACAAUGAUAAUUUUGUGUUGGAUCCCUAUUCUGGAGUCAUAAAGUCAAAUGUCUCAUUUGACAGAGAGCAGCAGAGUUCCUACACUUUUGAUGUCAAAGCCACUGAUGGGGGAAAACCGCCCCGUUCCUCUACCGCAAAAGUAACUAUAAAUGUCAUGGAUGUCAAUGACAAUAGCCCUGUUGUUAUUUCACCGCCUUCUAAUACUUCUUUUAAGUUGGUGCCUCUCUCAGCCAUUCCUGGCUCAGUGGUAGCAGAAGUUUUUGCAGUGGAUAUCGACACUGGGAUGAACGCUGAACUUAAGUAUACAAUUGUGAGUGGUAACAACAAAGGCUUGUUUCGGAUUGAUCCGGUAACAGGUAACAUCACCCUGGAAGAAAAGCCAGCACCAACUGAUGUGGGCUUGCACCGAUUGGUGGUCAACAUAAGUGACUUGGGGUACCCCAAGUCUCUGCACACCCUCGUACUUGUUUUCCUUUAUGUUAAUGACACCGCGGGCAAUGCUUCCUAUAUCUAUGACUUGAUUCGCAGGACUAUGGAGACCCCGUUGGACAGAAACAUAGGGGAUAGCAGCCAACCCUAUCAAAACGAGGACUAUCUCACCAUCAUGAUCGCCAUCGUCGCAGGCGCCAUGGUGGUCAUCGUCGUGAUCUUUGUCACCGUGCUGGUGCGCUGUCGCCACGCAUCAAGAUUCAAAGCAGCUCAAAGGAGCAAGCAAGGUGCCGAAUGGAUGUCCCCAAACCAGGAGAACAAACAGAACAAGAAAAAGAAAAGGAAGAAAAGAAAAUCUCCCAAGAGCUCUCUUUUGAACUUUGUCACCAUCGAAGAGUCCAAGCCCGACGAUGCAGUUCACGAACCCAUCAAUGGGACAAUAAGCCUGCCGGCUGAGCUGGAGGAGCAGGGCAUAGGAAGAUUUGACUGGGGCCCGGCCCCUCCAACCACCUUCAAGCCGAACAGCCCUGACCUGGCCAAGCACUACAAGUCCGCUUCUCCACAGCCCGCUUUCCAUCUUAAACCAGACACUCCGGUUUCGGUGAAAAAGCAUCACGUGAUUCAGGAGCUCCCGUUGGACAACACCUUUGUCGGGGGUUGUGACACCCUUUCCAAACGCUCUUCCACUAGUUCAGAUCACUUCAGUGCCUCAGAGUGCAGUUCCCAAGGCGGCUUCAAGACAAAGGGCCCCUUACACACCAGACAGUGA
Messenger RNA from Rangifer tarandus platyrhynchus (Svalbard reindeer), 3039 nucleotides. The record is from the annotation of a GenBank genome assembly. Lineage: Eukaryota; Metazoa; Chordata; Mammalia; Artiodactyla; Cervidae.